UAUCCUUAUACAAAAAUGUAUGACCAAAGAUCCGAUUAAAUACGUAUGACGUAUGUCUAUUUAAUUUAAUUUCUACCAAAUGGACCGGUGGGGACAAGGGUUCCGCUAUAUAAAAAGUUUGAGAAACGAUGUACUGGACGGACGUAAAAAGGAUCUAGGGAUAUUGAACAAAUGAGUGGUGGAAGUGUGGGUAGAUAGGGAUGUAUGAUGUAAUUUAUAGUUAUCAUCAUCAAGUGCAGUGCUGUGUAGCGUAGGAGGUCAUGUCCCUCCACCCUUCCCGGUCCCAGACAUUUGAGAUUACAUCAGUCACCCUCUCUUUGUGUAACCAAAUUGUUAAACUGUCCACUCGCUGUCAAACCUCAACUUUUUUUCCCCACAAAUUUUCCAGUUGUCAUCAAGUGUUCCAUCCCUCAUCACAUGACCAAAGAAUGCUGCUUGUCUUUUUCGCACUUUUGUUACCAAUGUUUUCUUUUUGUUUCUGCUUGUCGUAGAACAUCAUCAUAUAUUUUCCAGUCUUUUUAGGAAACUCUAAGCAUUCUACGCAGGAACCAUAUUUCGGUUACAUUGAGUGAUUUUUCAUUUUGUUUGCUUAUUGUCCAGGAUUCGCAACUGUAAAUCAAGAUUGGUGCGAUGUAGCAGCAAAGAACUCUUUUGCGCACUUUCAUUGAUAUAUUUUUGUUAGUCAAUACAUUUUCCAUCUUCAUAAAAGUUGUCUUAUCCUCUGCAGUUUUGCUCUUGACCUCAUUUUGACAUCCGCCAUCUGAUGUAAUCCAUGUCCCUAAGCAUUUGAACUUGUAGAUUUGAUUUAGAAGGGUCCCAUUUAAUGAUAAAGUGCAAUUUGGAUUGUUUUUUUUCUUUGAUAUAACCAUGGUUUCUGUUUUCUUGGUGUUUUGGCUGAGUCCCAUAUUUCCGCUUUCUUUAUUUACAAUGUCAAGUAAGGACUAAAGAUCUUUUUUCGUUCCUGCUAUUAACACUGUGUCAUCAGCAUAUCUGAUAUUGUUUACAUUGUUGCCUCCAAUACUUAUGCCUGGCAUGUCUUCUAUAUCUCUCAUGAUCAUUUCACUGGACAAAGAGAAGAGAUCAGGGCAUAUCACAGAUCCUUGACGGACUCCUCUUUUUAUCUUCUGAAAUUGGCCGUGCUCAUUCUCAACUCUGAUGACUGUUGCUUGUUCACAAUAUAUAUUUUUGAUGGUAAUUUAUAGUACCUUUUCAAAAAAGUUAAUUAUAAAAAAUACUAUCUGCUUUGAAUAGUAAUAGUAUUAAUGGUACUAUGCAGACUAUAUCCGGUUAUUUUUAAACAGGUUGCUUAAGGAUAAUAUUGUGUAAAACUUGUUUAUCAACGAUACACAUUUUUGGGUAUAUUGUUUAUGAUGAUCGAUGUUAUCUCUUUGCCAUUUAAAGUUAUUCAAGUUGAAAUUAUUAAUAUAUAUAAUCUUAUACUUGCCCUCCCCACACCUAGCUGCCAAUAUUAAGGUGGGCCGCUCCCGAUCGAUGAAACUUGCUCUGUCCGUGUGCCUGCAUCAUGACUGGCAGUGUGAUCCCUCACUCUGCCACAGAUACCUCAAAUAAACUUUCUCAUUGCUGCUUGUGACCAAUUCUGUUCAGCUCAAGUGUCCUUCUCUUACAGGGCUACAAGUUCAGUUGACGUUCUUCAGUAAAAAAGUGCAUGAAAUUAUCGCUCAUCCUAAACGUGACUAGAUCAACUUCUGUUCUGUGGAAACAGUCGAUUCAGGGAUACAACACAGUUAACCUUUCGUGUGUCAAAAGAUGUGCGCAGUUAUUCUAAAAAUAGGCUACUCCUUAAGAGUUCGAAGCUCCUAUAUACCAAGCUAAAAUUCAGAUACGACAAAAGUGAAAAUAGCUCUUUAUUAUUAUGCAGUAAGACCGUAGACGUUAUCGGUUAACUUCAGCGAAACGAGAGUUUAAGAGACUGUUGUUUGGAAUACGUCACUCAUCUUUCUCUCCUUUGAGGUCCAAGAUCAUUCAUGAGAGUGAAGAGCUUACUGUUAACCGGUCCUUUCAGAUACCGUAAUAUGGCGGAUGUCGCUAGUGAAUGACGUCAGCGGGUUGGUGCAGCGCAUGAAUUAAUAACGGUAUAUCUAUUGUUUAUGGCGGGUUGGUGUUGGUUUUGUAAACGUUUACACAAUACUUUUACGGAUCUUACGAUGAUAUGCUGUACGUUUUUUACUGUGAUUCUUUUCCUAUCAAAAGGUCGUGGCUCUGUCUUCCCCCCAUUCUGAGGCUCUCUAGCUCGUGCCGACAUGAGCUCCGCUGGGUCGGAUGAUCAGUCAGAUGAGGAGCUGCCUAUAUUCCGUCCCUUCACCAGGGAGUCCUUGGCGGCCAUUGAAACCCGUAUUGCGGAGGAGAUCGCCAGGAAGAAGGAGAUAGCUCAGAGAGCGGAGGAGGGAGUAACGGGUGCAGCGGCAGGUGGCUUAGUGGACACCGAAAUAUAUAGUUCAGCUCACGCGGAGGAGAUUCUAAAACCUGAUCCUAUGCUUGAAGCUGCUAUGCCCUUGCCAAAGUCACUGCAUUCAGAACUACCCCUACAACUGAUUGCCACUCCUAUCGAAGACAUUGAUCCUUACUACGAAAACAAAAUGACGUUUGUUGUGAUCAGUAAAGGUAAAGAUAUCUUCCGGUUCAGUGCCACAAACGCCCUCUGGAUCCUGAGUCCUUUCAAUCCCAUCCGUCGUAUCGCCAUCUAUGUUCUCGUCCAUCCUUUAUUUAGUUUUUUGGUCAUCGUCACCAUCCUCGUUAACUGUGUUCUCAUGACCCUGCCCUCUAAUGAAAAAAUAGAACAGUCUGAAGUCAUCUUCACCUCAAUCUACACCGUUGAAUCCGUUGUAAAAGUGACUGCUCGCGGUUUUAUACUUGAACGAUUUACAUAUCUUCGAGAUCCCUGGAACUGGUUGGAUUUCAUCGUGAUAACUUUAGCGUAUGUGACAAUGGGGGUGGACUUAGGGAAUCUGAGCGCCCUCAGGACAUUUCGUGUCCUUAGAGCCUUAAAAACAGUAGCAAUUGUUCCAGGUCUAAAGACCAUUGUUGGUGCAGUGAUAGAGUCAGUGAAAAACCUCAAGGAUGUCAUCAUUCUAACAGUCUUCUCAUUAUCUAUUUUUGCCUUAUUGGGUUUACAAAUAUAUAUGGGUGUACUAACUCAAAAGUGUGUUGAAAUUCCACCUGCAAACCUAUCUCAUGCAGAAUAUGUAAAAUUUGUAAAUAAUGAAACUUAUUGGUAUGAAGAAAAUGAAAAUUUUCCACUGUGUGGAAACAGUAGUGGUGCAAAAAUCUGCCCAGAAGGAUACGUAUGUCUUCAAGGUAUAGGGGAUAAUCCCAACUAUGGUUACACAAAUUUUGACAAUUUUGGGUGGGCCCUUUUAUCAGCUUUUAGACUCAUGACACAAGACUGCUGGGAGGCUCUAUACCAAAUGGUGCUAAAAUCUGCAGGUCCUUGGCACAUGCUCUUCUUUGUAUUCAUUAUUUUCCUUGGGUCAUUUUAUUUGGUCAACCUUAUCCUAGCUAUUGUGGCCAUGUCCUAUGAUGAUCUUCAGAAGGCAGAAGAAAAAGAAGCAGCAGCUGAAGAAGCUGCAAUAGCUGCAGAAGAGGCAGCAAGACUAGUAGAGGAAGAAGGAGAGAAUGAAGACAAAGCAGAAGGAACAGUUGUUAAAAGUCCAUCAGAGUUUUCUUGUAGGUCUUAUGAACUUUAUGUGGGACAGGAUAAAACAACUGAAGAAAAAGAUAUGAAAGAAAGAGCUAGUAUUAAAAGUGCUGAUGGUCAUAGUGUUAGUGAACAAAAAUAUCGAUUGAAUGGCAGGACUAGUAGGGCAAGUCUCAGUCUUCCUGGCUCACCAUUUCAUCUGCGUAGGGGAAGCAGAGGAAGCCAGUUCAGUUGGCGCAAUGGUGUUCAUCGUUAUGGAGACAAGAAACCUUUAGUGCUUCAGACAUACAUGGAUGCACAAGAACAUCUCCCUUAUGCAGAUGACAGUAAUGCUGUUACACCCAUGUCUGAGGAAAAUGGUGCCAUGAUUAUUCCUAUGUACCCCAACCUGAACUCUAGACAUUCCAGCUAUACAUCUCACUCAUCACGCUUGUCCUAUACUUCCCAUGGGGAUGUUUUUGCCAAGGGUUUUACAAAGGAGAGUCAGCUCAGAUCUCGCUCAAGAAAUCUCCAAGGCCCUUAUUAUGAGGACACUCCAGCGGAAAGUGAAAACUGCUUCUCCAAAAGUAACCAUCAAGAAAAUCCAUUUGUUGAACCCACUCAGCAACAAACUGUGGUAGAUAUGAAGGAUGUGAUGGUUCUGAAUGACAUCAUAGAACAAGCAGCAGGAAAUCAGAGUAAUGCUAAUGAAAGAGUAUCUAUCUAUUAUUUUCCUACAGAGAAAGAGGAGCAGGAGAAGAUAAAGCUCAAAGACCGGUGCUUGGCACAGUGCUUGAAAUGUGUUGACCUCUUCUGUGUUUGGGACUGUUGCUGGUGUUGGAUCCGCUUUCAAGAGUUUGUCUCACUCCUUGUCUUCGAUCCCUUCAUGGAGCUGUUUAUUACAUUAUGUAUUAUAGUCAACACCCUCUUCAUGGCAAUGGAUCAUAACAAUAUGGAUAAAGAAUUUGAAAACGUCUUAAAAAAGGGAAAUUAUUUCUUCACUGCAACCUUUGCUAUUGAAGCUGGUUUGAAACUUAUAGCUCUUAGUCCAAAAACAUACUUCAGAGAGGGUUGGAACAUCUUUGAUUUCAUCAUUGUUGCUCUGUCCCUGUUAGAAUUGACUCUAGAGAAUAUACAAGGGUUAUCUGUGCUCAGAUCUUUUCGACUGCUUCGAGUUUUCAAACUAGCUAAGUCCUGGCCAACAUUGAACCUGUUGAUAUCAAUCAUGGGAAAGACAGUAGGAGCUUUAGGAAAUUUGACCUUUGUCCUUGGAAUCAUCAUCUUUAUAUUUGCUGUUAUGGGAAUGCAGCUGUUUGGGAAGAAUUAUGAUCUAAAAAAACACCUGUUUCCUAAUCAGGAAGUCCCUCGCUGGAACUUCCGAGACUUCAUGCACUCCUUCAUGAUCGUCUUCAGAGUAUUAUGUGGAGAGUGGAUUGAAUCCAUGUGGGAUUGUAUCCUGGUUUCAGGCUGGCCUUGUAUUCCUUUCUUUUUGGCAACUGUUGUUAUUGGCAACCUUGUGGUUCUCAAUCUCUUCCUGGCUUUGUUGCUUUCCUCUUUUGGAGCCUCAAACCUCUCUCAACCAACUUCAGAGAGUGCAGACACCAAAAAGCUACAGGAAGCUAUUGAUAGAUUUCAUAGAGCAUCAGCAUGGAUAAAGAGCAAAAUGUUAACUGUUCUAAAGCUCUUAAGACCGAAAGUAAAUAAUCAAAUUGCAGACCACACAACAAAUAUUCAAGAAGAGAGAGAAGAAAGUUUUCCUAUAGAAGGGCUGUUGAUUGAUGGCCAAGUUCUCAUGAAGGACAACAAAUAUCCAAGUGAGCAUACAGAAAUGGAUAUUAUAGUUGGAGAUGGUUUGGAUGUCACAGUUCGGGAAGAUGGCCAGGCAGUUAAACUUAGGAUGAAUAGCAAACCUAUGGUGAACUCUGUGCCUGUUGGCUCAAAGAUAGACAUCUUAAAUAACAAAAUAGUGAAGGAAAAUGAAGUUAUGGGAAACAGAUCAUGUACUUUAAGGGAAUCUGAUAUACCAGGUCAGAAACCAAACCACAGUCAAAUGGACUGUAAGUCUGAAGUCUUUAUUGUCAGCACGUCAGAUAUAGAGUUUGGUAACUUGUCUCAAUCUAUGUGUAGUGAUGAAGAAAAGAAGGAAACUAUCAAAGAUGAUGAAGAAGACAAUGAAGAACACUUAGAAGAUGGUGAAAUUCUUGAUUCUGAAGACCUUGAAAAGCUUGAUGCUGAAAAUAUUAUUAUUAGUGAACAUCCCGCUGACUGCUGUCCAGACUGUUGUUAUUCACAUUUCUCCUGUUGCAAUGGUGAUGAUGACUCCUUUUUAUGGCAAUAUUACCAACUAUUACGUUCAAAGAGCUAUUGGGUAGUUGAGAACAAGUACUUUGAAACAGUUGUAAUCACUAUGAUCAUGUUAAGUAGCCUUGCAUUGGCAUUGGAAGAUGUACACCUGAAAACCCAGCCUAUACUCAAAGAAGCUUUGGUCAUUAUUGAUAAAUUCUUUACAGUCAUCUUUCUUUUUGAAAUGUUACUUAAGUGGUUAGCAUUUGGUUUCAAAAAAUACUUUACUAAUGCUUGGUGCUGGCUGGAUUUUGUUAUAGUCUUGGUUUCUGUGAUCAAUCUUAUAGCUACAACAGCAGGGGUGGGAAAAAUCCAAGCCUUCAAGACUAUGCGAACUCUGCGUGCUCUGCGACCUUUGAGAGCUCUUUCACGCUCUCAAGGAAUGAGGAUGGUUUUUAUUUGAUCAGAAGCAUAGUUUUACUUUGAGCAAAGUUUUUGCAUCUGAAAUACUGUACUCAACUUUUCAUGUUAUGGGAUAAGGUAAGCAUUUUCAUUUGGUUUUAAGUAGGCCAUUGGUACUUCUUAUACAUAUGUGAGGUAAGCCAACUUGCUACUUUUGUGCUGUUCUGUGUUGCAUGACUGUGGAAGUUGCAUGUAGUUUUAGGUAAUAGCCAUAGAAACAUAAAAUUAGUAACAGCUUAACCAAAAGUAAAUAUUUUUACAUAUCUGUAUUAUUUUUCUUUUCAAGAAUGACAAAUAUUAACUUAAAACAAACCAGCUGUACAUGUUGGAGAAAGCUUCUCUGGGUAUAUGUAAACACACAUUGUAUCAAGGCAAAUUAAACAGAAAUAACAAAUAAAGACUUAAUUUAAAAUAAAUAUAAUUUGUUAAUUUAUUAAUUAUAGUAAUUAUAAUUGUACAUAGAGAUACUAAUUCUAGGAAUGUAAAAUUGUGGAAGCAACUGUUUAAUUUAUUUUUGUGCUUCUAUAAUUUUAAUUACUAUAUUUAAGUUUAUAUUUUCAGGUAAGCUUUCAUUAUUUUAUAUUAAAUCAUUAUUUGUUACUUGGAUUUAAUUUACCUUCAUACAGUGACAGCUGUUUUAGCAAGCAAAGAGUAAAUUGUUGAAGGAAAUCCAUUUCUGAACAAAGUUUUUUCACUUAGUUCCCUAUAAAAACUAAUUUUGAAUGAUUUUACAGUUGAUAAAGGAAAUAAAUCUACAAAGUGCAUGCAAGUUUACAUAUUAAAUUUGGUGAUUAUUUUGAAAUGAAACUUGGCUAUUUUUUAGUAUUAUUUAAGAUGGUGCAAUAAAAUCAAAGUAUCAGGAAUCUAUGAUUUUUUAAAUAAAAAUGUUAAUUAUCAAUUAUUAAAGCUAAAUCAUUGCUUUUUUCACUUGCAAUAAAUAAAUUUGCAGCCUUCAUUCUGCUUUGAUUUAUACUGAAACAGAUCCUCUCACUUUAGUUGUUGAACACAUGAAAUUUGUGAUCGAAACAAAUCAUAGAACCAAUGAUAGUCUCAAGAUGUCUCACAGAAGUAUCUUAUAAAUCCAUGUUCUUCAAGUGAGGUCAUAUAAGUUGAUUUUAGACGUGAGUGAAAGAAUAUGGAGUAGCAUAGGUACAUUUAUUUUUCAUUAAUACCAUUUAUUGUAAAUACUGCUUAGGAACAAGUCACAUGGGGAUCAUGGGAUUUUCUUUAAAUGUUGUGACCCUGUAUGCUUUUUACCAACUGUUAUGUGUCUUAGGUUACAGUACAAUAUGAGAUUAAAAUAUUAAGGCCUCUUUCCUUUGCAGUUACUUAUUUAGUAUUCAUCUGAUGAAUUAGCUUGCAAGUAAAGUUUAUUUGUAUUGCUACAUGUGAUAUAGUAUUUCAUCAAUAUUUAUAUUUAAAACACAUAUAAGUAUAUGUAAAAUAUUUGCAAUUUGUCCACAAAUAAUGUGUUUGUGGUGACAAAUAUAAUAAUUGUUUGACCUCUAGUUCACUUUGUUUAACUUAUGUGGUUGCUGUGGUAUUAUGCUUCCCUAUAUGACACCAUAUUUAUGAGAUAGUUAAAGCUAAGUUACUAUUAUAUACAGCAUGAAAAACCAUCUUUUGCAGGAAUUAAUUGACUCUUAUUUUAAAUUAAGUUUCUCAUUGAUACUUUUGUGUUGUUUUACAGUCCAAUAUGAAUACAUAGCCUCAUUUUGUUUUCAUGCUUAAUUAAAUUCAGUUAAAAUUUUAGAAUUUUUAUGUACGUAACCUGUUUUAAAAACAUAUACAAGAAUAUUUCAAAAUACAAAAAUAUUAACAGCUGAGGAAAAACCCUUAUCUAAGAAAUGAGCUUGUUUCCUCUAUUGGAAAAUAUAUUUGACACAGAUUUGCUACAUGCCAAAAUGUUUUUGGUAAUAAGUUAGAAAUUGAUCAAAGCUGUUUUAUAGUUUAUUUUUAAAUAAGUUUCCUUUGAAAGCUAAAACUGAGUAAACUGUACCCAGUGUGUCAUCACAAUGUACUAUUAACAGAAAUUUCAGACUAUAGAUGUAAGCAAAUUGUAUGCCAUUCAGUUUUGAAAUUCCUGAAACAGUAAUUUUGUGUAUUUAUAGCUUGCAAAGACAAAGAAUGAAGCUAUUGUUUAAGAGAUGCUAAAUGAGUUUCCGGAUUUAAUCUUUUGGUCUUUGUUGAAAGUUGCAGCUCUAAAACGUUUAGCUUUAUUUAAAAUACUUUGUACCUUUUAUAGCCAUAGCACAGAACUUAAUCUAGCUUUAGCCAAAUUUUGAUUUUAAUUGUAUGUGGCAAGACUUCCAAUAUGCUAGCACUAAUAUACCACAUUAUUGGCCUGUUUUAAGAACUGCUUGCUACUAUCAACUAGUAUCUAAAACUAUCAGUGAAAUUACUGUUCAUCAAGUUCUAGUUUCUCUAAAUACAACCUUUCUUUUCCGUUAAAAGUUUCUCCCUGGUAAGGCCUGAACUCUUUUUUUUUCCCUCUUUUUUUAAAACUCUUCUCCUGCAUGUGAUAUAGCUUGUAUAUGUACAAAAUUAAAUGGUUAAUAAAGUGGUUCAAGUCCAUUUAAAAACAAUUUAGCAGUUAACUAGUGUUAAUUUCUCAGUUGGUUUCUAUUGCUAUUUUAUGCAUGAAUGGGAUAUUAUGAUUGAUGUACUAUAAACUUUUUUUUAUAAGCACAUAUUUUUAUCUUUGUCUUUGUUUGACUUGACUUCUAACUAUGUUAUUGCUCAUUUGCAUUUGUUUAAAACGUUCAUGGUACUAAAUUUAAAUACAUAGUACAUGAUUUGAUCUCUUUAUUGAUCAUGUAAUUCAAAAUAUGUUUGGAAGUUUCUAAAGCUCCAUAUUUAAUAUAUUAUUUUGUAAUUGAUUGUAAAUCCUGUAGAAAAUUUUCUAAAAUUUGUGGUAAGAAUUGUUGAUGGACAUUCAGUUAUGUAUACAAGCAUUAGAAAUGUAGUAUAUAUAAGAGAAAAUGUGUGGCUUGUAAAGUGUCAUACAGUUCUAUGCUGUAUCUGUAUUAAAUUUGUAUUUCAUAAAAACUACUUUGAAGCUUUAUGUAUUUAAGAUUUAUUGGCCAUGUUCUUUUCAUACUGCCUAUUAGCUUUCAGUGUUCCUUACUUUAUACUUUGAAUUUUUGAUUCAGUUAUUGUAUUUCAUUGUAAUAUAUUUUAUUAAACUGCUAAAAAGUAUAGUAAUCACUAAUAAAGCAGGAGUGAAUCUUUCUUCUGAAAUAAAAACUUUCAACCAGAAUGCAUAAAAAUAUUUACUAUACUGAAUUUUUAAUGAACAUUCAACAUUUUUUAACAUUAGAUCUUUAGAAGAACAAGUUUUGUUCUAUGUUUAAUGUGUUUUGUGUAAUUGGUUUCCAAUUAAAGAAAAUUGCAUAAAUAUAU
Messenger RNA from Limulus polyphemus (Atlantic horseshoe crab), 9781 nucleotides. Its product is annotated as sodium channel protein para-like. Gene Ontology annotation, biological process: membrane depolarization during action potential; neuronal action potential; sodium ion transmembrane transport. The transcript has 25 exons. The record is from RefSeq and is a predicted model, not a curated record. NCBI's taxonomy places the organism in Eukaryota, Metazoa, Arthropoda, Merostomata, Xiphosura, Limulidae. Gene Ontology annotation, molecular function: voltage-gated sodium channel activity. The coding region runs from base 2262 to 6380 and encodes 1372 amino acids. Gene Ontology annotation, cellular component: plasma membrane; voltage-gated sodium channel complex.